Messenger RNA from Apis laboriosa (Himalayan honeybee), 718 nucleotides. Its product is annotated as V-type proton ATPase subunit e 2-like. Gene Ontology annotation, cellular component: proton-transporting V-type ATPase, V0 domain; plasma membrane proton-transporting V-type ATPase complex. The record is from RefSeq and is a predicted model, not a curated record. NCBI's taxonomy places the organism in Eukaryota, Metazoa, Arthropoda, Insecta, Hymenoptera, Apidae. The coding region runs from base 102 to 371 and encodes 89 amino acids. The transcript is spliced from 4 exons. Gene Ontology annotation, molecular function: proton-transporting ATPase activity, rotational mechanism. Gene Ontology annotation, biological process: proton transmembrane transport.
UUGUUGAAAUCGAGAUAUUCACGUGAUUCACGUUUACUUUAAUAAAUUGAUUGCUUAAUAGAUUUAGUCCAUUGAUAUAUAGAAAGAUUAUUUAUUAUAAAAUGGGAGCAUCAUUGAUUCCAAUAUUAAUUUUUACAAUAUUUUGGGGAGUAAUAGGAAUUGUUUUACCUUUUUUUGUUCCAAAAGGUACUAAUCGUGGGAUUCUUCAGGUUAUGCUUAUGUUGACAGCUUUUACAUGUUGGUUGUUCUGGUUAUGUUGUUAUAUGGCUCAAAUGAAUCCUUUAAUUGGACCAAAACUACCUAGAAAUACAAUUCUUAUGAUGGCACGAGAAUGGAGUCAUGUUCAGUUUGCUGUAACAGAUGAGAUGUAACAGUUGAUCUUCAAUAAUUACAGAAGAAAUUAAUCAUUUAUUAUUGAUGAAUUAUUUUUUUUUGUUAAACUUUGUAAUUAGUGAAAUCAUAUUAUCAUGAUAAAAGUAAACAAUUUAAGUAGUUGUUUAUUAAAAAUUUUAGAAAUAUAUUAAAUAUUAUUACUAUUCUAUCUGAUAAAGUAAAAUAUAUUUAUUAACAAUUAAAUAUUUUCAUUUAAUACAAAACAUUAAAUAACAAUUUUAAUGUUUAAAAUGUUAUCAUAUUGUCAUCAUUAUGUAGCAGCAACAAUAAUGAUAAUAAUUAAACAAUAGCAACAUUAAUAAAAAUAAUUCAUAAUCAAAUGAAA